Molecule: messenger RNA, 2144 nt
Organism: Pyrus x bretschneideri (Chinese white pear)
Lineage: Eukaryota; Viridiplantae; Streptophyta; Magnoliopsida; Rosales; Rosaceae
Product: pre-mRNA-splicing factor SLU7-A-like
Exons: 8
Coding region: 143-1771 (542 amino acids)
Biological process (GO): mRNA splicing, via spliceosome
Cellular component (GO): spliceosomal complex
Molecular function (GO): pre-mRNA 3'-splice site binding
Source: RefSeq, a predicted model, not a curated record
GGAACAUAACCGCAAACACCUCCCCCAAAAUCUGACCUCUCAAUUCAAUUUUUCCGGUUGGGGCUAGGGUUUUGAUUCUUCAUCUUCGACGGUACAAAUUCGAAUCAAUUUUUUUGAAGUUUGAGCUUCCAGACCAGCGAACAUGGCGACUGCUUCAGGGUCAUUCAAAUCUAGGGAAGACCAUCGUAAGCAAAUGGAAUUGGAAGAAGCGCGUAAAGCUGGGCUUGCGCCAGCUGAACUGGACGAGGAUGGAAAGGAGAUUAAUCCUCAUAUUCCCCAAUAUAUGUCAUCUGCGCCUUGGUAUCUCAAACACGAGAGGCCUAGCUUGAAACAUCAAAGGAAAUGGAAAUCAGAUCCAAAUUACACAACAUCAUGGUAUGACAGAGGUGCAAAGAUAUUCCAGGCUGAUAAAUAUAGGAAGGGUGCAUGUGAGAACUGUGGUGCCAGUACACACGACUCAAAGUCAUGCAUGGAUAGGCCCAGGAAAGUGGGAGCAAAGUGGACAAACACGCACAUUGCUCCUGAUGAAAAGAUAGAGACUUUUGAGCUUGACUAUGAUGGAAAACGGGACCGCUGGAAUGGAUAUGAUGCAACGAGCUAUGCUUUGGUUGUUGAAAGAUAUGAAUCAAGAGAUGAAGCUCGAAAGAAAUUCUUAAAGGAACAGCAACUAAAGAAGUUAGAGGAGAAAAAUAAUAACCCAAAUGGUGAGGAUAAGGUUAGUGAUGUGGAUGAAGAUGAGGAUGAGGAUGAGGAUGAGGAUGAUUUGAGGGUAGAUGAAGCCAAGGUUGAUGAAAGCAAACAAAUGGACUUUGCAAAGGUUGAGAAGCGUGUACGUACAACUGGUGGUGGAAGCACAGGAACUGUCAGGAAUUUGCGUAUUCGCGAGGAUACUGCAAAAUAUCUCUUAAACCUUGAUGUCAACUCUGCACAUUAUGACCCCAAAACCCGAUCCAUGCGUGAAGACCCUCUUCCAGAUGCUGAUCCGAAUGAGAAGUUUUACGGGGGUGAUAAUCGAUAUAGAAAUAGUGGUCAAGCCAUGGAGUUCAAGGAGCUCAAUAUCCAUGCUUGGGAAGCAUUUGAGAAGGGACAAGAUAUCCACAUGCAAGCGGCGCCAUCCCAAGCUGAGUUGCUGUAUAAGAAUUAUCAGGUGAUCAAGGAUAAUUUGAAGUCAAAAACAAAGGACACUGUUCUGGAGAAGUAUGGCAAUGCAGCUAAUGAAGAAGAAUUUCCUAGGGAGCUUCUACUGGGACAAAGUGAAAGAGAAGUUGAAUAUGAUCGCGCUGGGAGAAUCAUAAAGGGCCAGGAUAUAGCACUUCCCAGAAGCAAGUAUGAAGAAGAUGUCUAUGUCAAUAACCACACCACUGUAUGGGGUUCGUGGUGGAAGGAUCAUCAAUGGGGCUACAGGUGUUGUAAGCAGGUUACUCGUAAUAGCUAUUGCACAGGCACUGCUGGAAUUGAGGCUGCUGAGGCUGCAACUGAUCUUAUGAAGGCUAACAUUGCUCGCAAAGAGGCCAAUGGUGAUAUGCCUGCACCAGUGGAGGAGAAAAGACCCGCUACUUGGGGAACUGAUAUACCAGAUGAUUUGGUUUUAGAUGAGAAAUUACUUGCUGAAGCUCUUAAAAAGGAGGAUGGAAGAAAGAGAGAAGAGAGAGAUGAGAGGAAGCGUAAAUACAAUGUUAAAUGGAAUGAUGAUGUUACUGCAGAGGACAUGGAGGCUUAUAGGAUGAAGAAAGUCCACCAUGAUGAUCCAAUGAAGGACUUUCUCAACUAAGUUGAGACAUGGCACGUACUUCUGAUGGAGCCCUUUCCUCAAAACACUUUCGAGGCUGUCAACGUGAUGCACUGGCGUGGCUGUUAUACCGCAGUUCUGCAAGCCUAUUUCUUGAAUUUGUUCAGUUGUGGCAGAACACAGCUGAGUUUGACCCUCCGUCUUUAAUUUCUGACCUAUCGAGUGUGAUUGCUGUAAGCUAUUACAUGAGCUACCCUGUGGUUGAGCCAUGAGGUUGAAGGGGGCCGGAAUGCCGAUAAGCGGUUACCCGUUUAAAUUGUCGUUUACCUUGUACUCGAGUGUCAUGUGGAAUUUACCUAUUAUGUUGUUCUUGUUCUGAUGCUCAUCAAUUAAGGCUGGUUUGGGUUGGUUCAAA